AUGGAGAAGCACAUUGACUUGCAAAACUUCAACGACGAUGUUGGGCUUCGCGCGAGGCACAAUGGCUCAAUAUCAGAGGCAAAAGGGAAGGAGUUUGAUAGAGAUAGGUAUGAACUGGCGAAAGCGGGAAAGCAGCAGGUGUUGAAGUGGCAGCGUCGGUUCGGUCUUGUCAGUAUGACUGGUCUGUCCUGCGGUUUGAUGUGUACUUGGGAGAGUCUACUGGUAAUCUUUUCUAUUGGUUUCAUCAACGGCGGACCUGCUGGUCUGAUAUACGGCUUCAUAAUCAUCUGGCUCGGCAACUUCUCCGUCUUCGUCUGCAUUGGUGAACUGGCAAGUGCGGUCCCUACUGCUGGAGGCCAAUACCACUGGGUGUCACUACUCGCCCCUCGAUCUAAUAAGAAAUUCUUCAGCUAUGUUACUGGCUGGCUCACGGUAAUCGGCUGGAUUGCAGCGCUCACAUCAGUAUGCUUCUUCGUAGCCGAUCUAAUACUACAGCUUGUCAGCCUCAACAACGCAGACGACUUUCAUCGUCAAGGCUGGCACGGGACACUUCUUCUCUGGGCAGUACUCCUGCUCUGUGUCUUCAUCAACGUUUUUGUUAGCGGUGCACUACCGACUAUAGAAGUCGUUGUUCUCAUCGUACAUAUCCUAGGCUUCUUCGGUAUUCUCGUUCCUCUGGUCUAUUUGUCACCUACGCACAAUUCUGCCAAGGAGAUAUUCACCAAGUUCCACAACGACGGUGGAUGGAGUACCCAAGCACUGGCUUUUUUUGUCGGCCUACAAGGCAAUGCACUUGCAUUCGUUGGGACAGACUCUGUAGUCCAUAUGUCAGAAGAAGUUCGGAACGCCACCCGCGAUGUCCCGCGUUCCAUGCUCCUGUCCCUCAUGAUUAACGGCUCUCUCGCCCUCGGCAUGCUCUUCGCCGUACUCUUCAGCGCGGAAGACAUCACCGGGCUCCUCGAACAUGCUGGUGAAAUCGCGCCCUUCAUCCGCAUCUUCAGCAGCGCGGUGGGAUCUGACACGGGCGCCACAGUCAUGGUUUGCAUUAUCAUCCUCCUCGAGUUUUGCAGUGCAAUGGGGUGUUUGGCUGCUGCGAGCAGAAUGACAUGGUCGUUUGCUCGAGAUCGUGGACUCCCAUUCUCGAGGGCGCUUAGCAUGAUCGACAAACGCUCUACCAUCCCCGUCAUCGCCAUAAUCGUAGUCACCCUCCUCUCCGCCUCACUCGCCCUUAUCAACAUCGGCAACUCUGCCGCCUUCAACGGCACAAUCUCCCUCGUCCUCGAAGGCUUCUACCUCUCCUACCUCAUCGCCCUCGGCCUCCUCCUCUGGCGCCGUCUCCGCGGCGACCUAGACCACACCUCGUCGCCCUACCCCUCCUCCUCCACAACCUCCACCACCACCUUCCACCACCCCUCGACGUUUGCCUCGCCCGAAAGCACCAUGAAAUGGGGCCCCUGGCGCUUGGGCGGCGCCCUCGGCGUCGCAAAUAAUGUGGUGGCCAUUUGCUAUCUUUCGCUCAUCAUCUUCUUUAGCUUCUGGCCCAGUGCGCGCAAUCCGUCGCUUGCACAGAUGAAUUGGGCGGGCGUGGUGACGGGCGGUGUGGCUUGUAUUAGUGUGGUGUAUUAUUGUGUUUUUGCGAGGAAGAGCUAUGUUGGGCCGAUUGUCGAGGUAGAUCCCAGUGUGCUUUGA
Plenodomus lingam JN3 is the source of this 1689-nucleotide messenger RNA. NCBI's taxonomy places the organism in Eukaryota, Fungi, Ascomycota, Dothideomycetes, Pleosporales, Leptosphaeriaceae. The record is from RefSeq and is a predicted model, not a curated record.